AGAGGCUUCUGCUUAUUCUCGUGCCUUCUCCUACUUCUUCAUCUUUCAUCCAUCACUUUAUAAAGGGUCACAUGACCAGUUUCUGCAUGUGAUCUCUCUCGACCUAUCCCGUUACCCCUCCGAGGAUUCAGCCAUUUCUUGUCUCUUCUUGUUCUUCCUCCAUAACCCUUUGUCCCUCUCCUUUAAUUGUCAGAGCUGUUACUCUGUGAUAUAGAUGACGCCCCCUGAGCAAGAGACUGGUGGCCGGGUUGCCACCCCCAGCCGAGUCUCUGCAAACUGGAAUGAGAACGGCCCGCUUCAUGUGGAGCCGGCAUCGUCCUCGCGGAAUGUGAGUCCGUGUCUUGAGGAUCUGUUCUUAGAUGAUAAACCCCUCUCUCCGGUUAGAUUCUCCACUGUCCAAAGGUCGUUGUUCGCUGUAACUCUUAAGUUUGAGGACGUCGGAUACAAUAUCAAAUUACGUGGAAACAAGACCAGCUGCUGUUUCCCCUCGCACGCUCCAAAACAAACUCGCACGGUUCUAAAUGGUGUGACGGGUAUGGCCCGACCUGGAGAGCUGCUGGCAAUGCUGGGGCCCUCUGGCAGUGGCAAGACCACUCUGCUGUCUGCACUCGCUAGCCGCUUACCAGGAAAGAUCUCUGGCACUAUAACUUAUAAUGGCCAGCCCUUCUCCAGCUCCGUGAAACGCCGAACUGGCUUUGUUUCACAGGAUGACAUCUUGUACCCUCACCUGACUGUCCUCGAGAUGCUAACAUACGCCGCCCUGCUAAGGCUGCCGAAAGAGUUGACAAGAGAGGAAAAGGUUCAGCAGGUUGAGCUUGUGAUCACGGAGCUUGGGCUCAUGAGGUGCCGCCACAACGUAGUGGGUGGGCCAGUUCUCCGCGGCAUCUCGGGUGGCGAGAGGAAGCGAGUCAGCAUCGGGCAGGAGAUGCUUGUGAACCCAAGCCUCCUAUUGCUGGAUGAGCCUACCUCAGGGCUCGAUUCUGCCACGGCUCAGCGGAUUGUGGCGACCCUCUAUAGCCUGGCUCGAGGCGGAAGGACUGUGGUCACCACGAUCCACCAGCCGUCAAGCCGCCUGUAUAUGAUGUUUGAUAAGGUGCUGGUGCUGUCUGAGGGCUGUCCUAUCUACAGUGGCAGUGCGAGCCGGGUGAUGGAGUAUUUCAGAUCGCUUGGGUGUGUUCCUGGGUUCAAUUUUGUGAACCCCGCCGAUUUCCUAUUGGACCUUGCCAAUGGGAUAAAACCGGACUUGAAGCCAGGUAAUCAGUUUGAAUUGCAUAGCGGAGUGGACCGCCAUGACGAUCAGAACUCGAUCAAACAGAACCUCAUCUCUGCGUACAAGAAGCAUCAGUACCCGUUGUUAAAGGUUGAAAUCCACCAGAAUUCUGGAAACUAUGCUCUACACGGAUUGAGAAUUUCGUCAUCCAAACGUGAGGACCAGUGGACAACUUCUUGGUGGCAGCAGUUCAAGGUGCUGCUGAGCAGAGGUUUACGAGAGAGGAAGCACGAAUCGUACUCGGGAUUGAGGAUAUUCCAGGUCAUGUCAGUAUCUAUUCUGUCAGGGCUAUUGUGGUGGAAAUCCAACCCCUCAAACAUACAAGAUCAGGUGGGACUUCUCUUCUUCUUCUCAAUCUUCUGGGGCUUUUUUCCUUUAUUCAAUGCGACCUUAGCAUUCCCCCUCGAGCGCCCGAUGCUAACAAAGGAAAUGUCAUCGGGAAUGUACCGCCUCUCAUCCUACUUCUUCGCCCGGACUGCUGGGGACCUCCCCAUGGAACUCGUCCUCCCGACAAUCUUUGUGACCGUCACUUACUGGAUGGGUGGCCUGAGGCCCUCUAUGGUCACGUUUGCCCUCACCCUUCUCAUCGUCCUUUUCAAUGUGCUCGUUUCUCAGGGCCUCGGGCUCGCCCUCGGGGCGAUCCUGAUGGAUGUCAAGCAGGGGACGACUUUAGCCUCUGUCACAAUGCUUGUAUUUCUGCUUGCGGGUGGUUACUACAUACAGCAGAUCCCGAGAUUUAUCGCAUGGCUGAAAUACAUUUCUUUCAGCCAUUACUGCUAUAAGCUCCUCGUCGGGGUCCAGUACUCAAAGAACGAAUUUUACGAGUGUGGAAAUGGGGCUCACUGCAGGGUCCUGGAUUUUCCUUCCAUUAAGUCCUUGGGACUUGAUGAUAAGUGGUGGGAUGUUGCUGCUUUGGGUGUUAUGUUGAUCGGUUAUAGGGCCUUGGCUUAUAUUUCCCUGAGAUUGAGAUAGCCACAUCAAGCCUCUUGAUGAUAGGCUCGCGAGUUCAUUGAUCGAUUGGAGACAUUUUCGAGGCUUUCUGCAUGCCCAUGGGCGAUGCGGACAUACCAGAAGGAAAGUAAGACGUCAGCUUUUCUGGGUAUGGCAACUCCAAAAGUACAGGAGAUCUGAUUAUAGAUAGGUUUCCAGAAGUGUUCGAUUCUUGAUUCGCUAAAGAAACUUAAUUGGAUUAGAUCAGAAGUUAUGAGAUCUGACAAGCAUAGUGAUUAUUGAUGAUAUUGAUGAUCAUUUAUGUAGGCAAAUGGGAAAUUAUAUAUUGGAUUGAGAAGCUAAAUGAAAAUUCUGUAGCUUAGUGUAUUAUUUUUCAAUGUUAUAGGAGAAUGCUCAAUUCUAAAAAUGAUCUUAUUUGCUAUCGAAUUAAAUAGUUUUUCCUAUCUGAACCUUUUGAUGUUAGUCCUCGUGCAGUGGUUAGCUGGUCUCGAUAA
Punica granatum (pomegranate) is the source of this 2715-nucleotide messenger RNA. Lineage: Eukaryota; Viridiplantae; Streptophyta; Magnoliopsida; Myrtales; Lythraceae. The record is from RefSeq and is a predicted model, not a curated record.